This is a messenger RNA of Malus domestica (apple), 1357 nucleotides long. RefSeq names its product E3 ubiquitin-protein ligase SINAT5-like. Gene Ontology annotation, molecular function: zinc ion binding; ubiquitin protein ligase activity; protein binding. Lineage: Eukaryota; Viridiplantae; Streptophyta; Magnoliopsida; Rosales; Rosaceae. The record is from RefSeq and is a predicted model, not a curated record. Gene Ontology annotation, cellular component: cytoplasm. Gene Ontology annotation, biological process: ubiquitin-dependent protein catabolic process; multicellular organism development.
AGAAAAGCCAACUUCUUUGUAUCCUCUCUCUCUCUCUCUCUCUCUCUCUCUCUCCCCUUUCUUUCUGCUCCUUCACUUUACAGAAAGGACCAAAACAAGAGACAAGAUAAACAUUAAGGACAGUCAUGUUUUUGUAGUUUUUUCGUUUGUUUGGUUUGUUCAAAACCUGCAUGAAUAACUUCUACAAUGGAGGAGGACUGUUUUGUUGAUAGUUUGACAACAUGUGAUGGGAUCCAUGGACGAGGAGACACUCAUCACCGCCGCAGACGCCCUCGCCACCACCGCCGCCGUUUCUCGGCACCGGCCAAGUCCAACAACAGAGCACCGAGUCCAGUCACAAAAGUUCAUGAGCUUCUUGAAUGCCCUCUCUGUUCAAAGUCCAUGUUCCCACCAAUACACCAGUGCCCAAACGGGCACACUCUGUGCUCAAUCUGCAAACUGACGGUGAACCGGUGCCCGACUUGUCGAGAAAAACUCGGCGACAUCCGAUGUCUAGCAUUGGAGAAGGUGGCAGAAUCACUAGAACUGCCUUGCAAGUAUUGCUCUUUGGGGUGCAUGGAGAUCCUCCCUUACUACAUCAAACUCAGGCAUGAGGGUCACUGCUACUUCAGACCAUACAGUUGCCCUUAUCCUGGAUCUGAUGAGUGCUCAGAGGUUGGGGAUGUUCCAUUUUUGGUUGACCAUCUGAGAGAAGAUCACAAGGUUGACUUGCACAUUGGUUCAACGUUUAAUCACCUCUAUGUUAAGUCGAAUCGCCGCGAAGUAGAGUGUGCAGCAAGGAUGCUUAUGGUUUUCAACUGUUACAACCAGUACUUCUGUCUGCACUUUGAAGCCUUCCACCUCGGCAUAGCUCCGGUUUUCAUUGCAUUCCUUCGCUUCAUGGGCGAUGCGGCUGAGGCACGAAGCUUCAGCUACAGACUGGAGGUGGGCAGCAACAGCAGGAAACUAAUAUGGGAAGGAACCCCUCGGAGCAUCUGUGACAGCCAUCAGAAGGUCAGGGACAGCCAUGACGGUCUCAUAGUCCAGCGUAACAUGGCACUUUUUUUCUCCGGUGGAGAUGGAAAGGAGCUCAAGCUUCGGAUCUCCGGACGGAUUUGGAAGGACAACAGUGCCUAGAUGGAGCCUGGAGGGGUGUCCACACCCAAUCUAUGCAAUUGGUGGAAUCUGGAACCCCCUUUGCUCUUCCGUUCGAUGCUCAGUUGUCCGUCUGUUUUGUGUCAAAUUUUGGUGUUGUUUCUUAAAAGUUCGAACUUAUGAGCCUACCCUCAGCACUUGAGCUAAAGCUCCUUGGCAAAUUUUGGUGGCGUUUUUGUGAAUGGAUACCAGAGUAUUGUGGAUAUCAAAGACUUUUUUUAUA